AUGUCAGGCAUGUUCAACGAAAGCGAACUGUCAGGGCUGGACGCCCAUAGCGUGUUCGGAAACAGCGAAAUGUCCAGCUAUCAGAAGAAAAAAAGGAAAUUUGAAGAAAAUUCUAAUUUAGGCGCAAAUGACGUAAUGAAUGAGGACGAACUAGAAGCGGAAGAAGAAGAUGAUGAGGAGGAUGACGAGGAAGAUGAUGAACCAUCUUAUGUUCAAGAUGAAAAUAUGGCAAAGGUAUUUGAAAAAUUUUUAAAAACUUUUUCCGAAAGAAAAAAUGAUGAAGAAAAUGAAGACGGUGAUGAUGACAGUGUCUGGAAAGACAAUUUAAAUUUGAACUUUCCUAGUUCGCUGGAAAUCGCCCAGGAUGCGCAUUACGUAUUAUUACUUUUUUCAAUUCUGCAAAAUUCAUACUCCAGAAAUAAAGUCCUGGUGGUGGAUAUGAAACACGUGUUGAUGUGGGAACCAACAGAUAAAAAUCGAUUCGAUAUAGGUAGUCAAUUGUACAUAUACAUAAAGAGACACUUCCUCAGAAUAUUAGAUAUCUUUGAACAGAAGGUACAAGCUUUAGCAGAAAGUAUUAAUCCGAUAAAGACAAAAGAAGUUGGGAAGAUAUGUCUCCGUUUUUAUAAUAAAAAAAAUCCUAUCCAUUCGUUGCGAAGCUUAAGAUGUGAAAUGCUGGGUGAGAUGAUUAGUGUUCGAGGACAAGUAACCCGAACGUCCGAUGUACGACCCGAGUUAACAUUAGCUGCCUUCAAAUGUAACGAAUGUGGAAAUAUAAUAAACGGAGUUAAACAGCAAUUUAGGUAUACACAACCGAGUAAGUGCCCCUCCUCCAGCUGCAGCAAUAUGUAUGAUUGGUCCCUUGUUCUGGAACAGUCUUACUUUGUUGACUGGCAAAAAAUCCGAUUACAAGAAAUUGCGCAGGAGAGUCCACCAGGAUCCAUGCCCCGAAACAUGGAUGUGAUUCUUCGCAAUGACAUCGUCGAUUCGGUACACGCAGGGGAUAGAAUUAUCGUAACGGGGUGCUUAAUUGUUGUGCCAGAUAUCCCCACUUUGAUGAAACCAGGAGAUAUUCCACGCAGUGUGGCUAGACAAAUUUUAAAAAAAAAUGAAAACUCCUUAGUCUCGCAAGGGCUAACAGGUAUCAAGGGAGUGGGAGUACAAGACUUAAACCACAAGCUGUGUAUAUAUGCAUGUCAAAUUGAGAAACUAAAUAAUUCGAAGAAGGAAAACUCCUUCGAUGAGCAAACACAGGUAGAUAUUAAUUGUGAAGAAAUUUUAAAUUGUGAUGAUUUGAAAUGGCUCAGAGAUAUUGCCAUGCAUCCCAACACCAUCGACAUUUUAGCAGAAUGUAUAGCUCCCAAAAUAUGGGGAAACAUCGAAAUAAAGAAAGGAGCAUUAUUGAUGAUGACAGGAGGGGUUCAGAAAAUCACUUCGAACUGCAAAUUGAGAGGAGACAUAAAUAUGUGUAUUGUAGGUGACCCAGGAACUGCUAAAAGUGAAAUAUUAAAGUACGUAGAAAGUUUUGCCCCAAGAGCUAUUUUCACCUCUGGAAAGGGGUCCACCGCUGCAGGGCUCACAGCAGCAGUGCAUAGGGACCCUGAUCAGGGAGACACGGUCCUAGAAGCAGGUGCAUUAAUGUAUGCGGACCAGGGAAUUUGCUGUAUUGACGAAUUUGACAAGAUGGACGAAAAGGACAGAGUAGCCAUUCACGAAGCUAUGGAACAGCAAACCAUUUCGAUAACUAAGGCGGGUAUCCAAGCAACACUAAAUGCCAGAGCAUCAGUCUUAGCAGCAUGUAACCCCAAGUAUGGAAGAUACGACACGUUGAAAACCUUUGCACAAAAUGUAAACAUCCCCGCACCGUUGCUUUCCAGAUUUGAUCUCUUCUACACAAUGCUGGACAGCAUCGACAUAGACAAAGACACCAGCAUUGCCAACCACUUGGUUUCUAUGCACUGUGGAGAAGAAGCGGAAAAACAUAUUAGAGCAAAUGCAGGAAAAUUGGACACCGUCAAAAUGGAAGUGUAUCUAGAGCUAAGCAAAAGAGUGAAGCCAUUACUAACAGAUGAAGCCAAGUACAAAUUGAUACACUACUAUGUCUCCUUCCGAAAUAUUGAAUACUCCCCAGGUGCUCAGAGAUCCAUGAGGAUGACCGUCCGUCAGUUAGAGUCACUCAUCCGAUUGAGCGAAGCUGUAGCUAAGUUAAAGUUUUCCCACUUUGUUGACAUAAAACAUGUAGAAAUUGCUUGCUCAAUAUUUAAAGCUUCCAUGAAAAAAAUAUCCAACGAGAAGGAAAUAAAUCUGGAUGAAGAAUUCGACAAAGUUAGCAACUCCCUCUUGAAUAACAAGGGAAGCAAAAUCAUCCAACCGGAGGAUAGCGAAAACAAGCCAGGGGAAAGUAAAAAGGGCAUGACCAUUAAGGCUAGCGAGUAUCAGUACAUAUCUGCCAUCAUUUUCGAAAUUAUUAAAGAAUACGAAUUUAACAAUAACAGUGAAAGCAUUACGCAGGAUCAGCUCAUUGAGACCUACCUGCAAGUGUAUGCCAAAGCUGAAUCGAAUGAACAGGUGGAUGAGUGGGUUUACAAACUGAAGAAAAUUAUCCAACGAUUGAUAAACCAGGAUAUGAAGUUGCUGUCGGAGACUAAUGAAGACGACGUGGAAAAUGUCAUCCUGCGAAUCCACCCCAACUAUGCCGGCCCCAUCGUGGAGGGCACCGUGUCCAACAAGAACACUUAUGGCUACAACACCUUCAAGAACUACCAGACGGAUGAAAAUAUUCCGGAGGACGACGUGGACUUCCAGGAGGACAUCGACAAUUUUUAA
Plasmodium coatneyi is the source of this 2826-nucleotide messenger RNA. Its product is annotated as DNA helicase. Lineage: Eukaryota; Apicomplexa; Aconoidasida; Haemosporida; Plasmodiidae. Bases 1 to 2826 code for a protein of 941 amino acids. Gene Ontology annotation, molecular function: single-stranded 3'-5' DNA helicase activity; ATP binding; single-stranded DNA binding. Gene Ontology annotation, cellular component: nucleus; MCM complex. The record is from RefSeq and is a predicted model, not a curated record. The transcript has a single exon. Gene Ontology annotation, biological process: mitotic DNA replication; double-strand break repair via break-induced replication; DNA replication initiation.